This is a messenger RNA of Meleagris gallopavo (turkey), 1650 nucleotides long. The record is from RefSeq and is a predicted model, not a curated record. Lineage: Eukaryota; Metazoa; Chordata; Aves; Galliformes; Phasianidae.
CAUCGGCCUUCCCGGCCCCCCGGCCCCAGCGGUAAGGAAGGUGGCAAAGGACCCCGUGGUGAGACCGGCCCCGCUGGCCGCCCCGGUGAACCUGGCCCUGCCGGCCCCCCCGGACCCCCUGGCGAGAAAGGCUCCCCCGGCGCUGACGGCCCCAUUGGCGCUCCCGGCACCCCCGGACCCCAAGGUAUCGCCGGUCAGCGCGGUGUCGUCGGUCUCCCCGGACAGCGAGGUGAAAGAGGCUUCCCCGGCCUGCCCGGCCCCUCUGGUGAACCCGGCAAGCAGGGUCCCUCAGGUUCCCCUGGUGAACGCGGUCCUCCCGGCCCCAUGGGCCCCCCUGGCCUUGCUGGUCCCCCUGGUGAAGCUGGACGUGAGGGUGCUCCCGGUGCUGAAGGUGCCCCCGGUCGUGACGGUGCUGCUGGUCCCAAGGGUGACCGUGGUGAGACCGGCCCUGCCGGCCCCCCUGGUGCUCCCGGUGCCCCGGUGCCCGGCCCCGUCGGUCCUGCUGGCAAAAAUGGAGAUCGCGGUGAGACCGGCCCUGCUGGUCCCGCCGGCCCCCCUGGUCCCGCUGGUGCUCGUGGUCCUGCUGGUCCCCAAGGUCCUCGUGGUGACAAAGGUGAAACCGGUGAACAGGGUGACAGAGGCAUGAAGGGCCACAGAGGCUUCUCCGGUCUCCAGGGCCCACCUGGUCCUCCUGGCGCUCCUGGUGAACAAGGUCCUUCUGGUGCUUCUGGUCCCGCCGGUCCACGAGGUCCUCCUGGCUCCGCCGGUGCCGCCGGCAAAGACGGUCUCAACGGGCUGCCCGGCCCCAUCGGCCCCCCGGCCCCCGCGGUCGCACCGGUGAAGUCGGCCCUGUUGGUCCCCCCGGCCCUCCUGGCCCCCCCAGGUCCUCCCGGCCCCCCCAGCGGCGGCUUCGACUUCAGCUUCCUGCCUCAGCCACCCCAAGAGAAGGCGCACGACGGCGGCCGCUACUACCGAGCCGACGAUGCCAACGUGAUGCGCGACCGUGACCUGGAGGUGGACACCACCCUGAAGAGCCUCAGCCAACAGAUCGAGAACAUCCGCAGCCCCGAAGGCACCCGCAAGAACCCUGCACGCACCUGCCGGGACCUGAAGAUGUGCCACGGCGACUGGAAGAGCGGCGAGUACUGGAUCGACCCCAACCAGGGCUGCAACCUGGACGCCAUCAAGGUCUACUGCAACAUGGAGACAGGCGAGACGUGCGUCUACCCCACGCAAGCCACCAUUGCCCAGAAGAACUGGUACCUCAGCAAGAACCCCAAGGAGAAGAAGCACGUCUGGUUCGGCGAGACGAUGAGCGACGGCUUCCAGUUUGAGUACGGCGGUGAGGGCUCCAACCCGGCUGACGUUGCCAUCCAACUGACCUUCCUGCGCCUGAUGUCCACCGAGGCCACCCAAAACGUCACCUACCACUGCAAGAACAGCGUUGCCUACAUGGACCAGGACACCGGCAACCUGAAGAAGGCUCUGCUGCUCCAGGGAGCCAACGAGAUCGAGAUCAGGGCCGAAGGAAACAGCCGCUUCACCUAUGGGGUCACCGAGGAUGGCUGCACGGUGAGCGGCUGUGGGGAUGGGGGACACAGGGAUGGGGGACUUGGAGACGGGGGACAUGGGGAUAUGGGGAUGGGAAAU